Molecule: messenger RNA, 906 nt
Organism: Anopheles aquasalis
Lineage: Eukaryota; Metazoa; Arthropoda; Insecta; Diptera; Culicidae
Source: RefSeq, a predicted model, not a curated record
GCAAAACACAAGAAUUGGAAAGACUCCAUCAAGUACAACGGCAGGCCAAUCCAGAAAUUAAUCGCAGAAGGCAAGCUGCACGGACACAGUCUAUCUUGUUAUCGCAAGAUUUGUACUAAUAUGCAGACAGACGGUGAAGUGGCUCUUGCAACAGGAAAAACAUUAGACGCUGCUAUGGACAACAAGAAUACUAAUGCAGAAAAGGAGCCGCGGGCUGAUGAGCCACAAGUGAAAACUGCCACAGAGGAAUACGAGGCUACCAUAGACGAGUACGAGUUACUCCCUACACUAAUGUAUGCACCUCAAUCGUCCCUUCGGUCAUCAUCACCAUGGGCUACGCAGGGAACGGAGGAACCUGCCUGGUUUAGAACCUACGGGAAAGUCUUUGCUAAAUUUGGCAAAGAGCUGGAUGAGGCCAUUUCGCAGGCGACGGCGGAUAUGAUCGCGGCCAUAAAGAAAGCCGAGGCAGAAUCGAUCGCGGCCAUAAAGAAGGCCGGUGCGGAAUCGAUCGCGGCCAUAAAGAAGGCCGGUGCGGAAUCGAUCGCGGAGAUCACGACGAAGGCUGAAACGAUCGCAGCCAGCAAAAGCGGCUAUCCCUUGGAAAUGUAUGCGUGCGGCAGCGAGAAAUGUCGCGAGGACAAAAACAAGCUCCACACGAUGCUCGUGACAAGAAAGCAAGAACUCCGUCGAUUGCGCAGAAUGGAUUGCGCAAAUAGUGAGUGCGAAAUCACUAAAGCAAGGGAGCGACAACUCUCGGUUGAAGUGAUCGAACUGAAGAAGGCCGUGGAGAUUGUGUACGAUUUAAUUGUGAAAGCCACAAACUCACAAGACAGUAUACAAUUCUCCAACCUGCAAACGUUGACAAAUAUGUUCGACGAGAUUCGCCGUAUGGUGGAGAAAGCGUAA